AUUAGCCUUAUUGUACUUUUGCUUUGUAUGGUACACGUUACAGCGAAGCUUUAAAUCUCGUUGAACUCCAUACAAUGACAAUAAAGGCUUUGCAUUGUAUUGUACUCUUAAGUACUUAAACAAUACCCAACAAAUAAUGUAUGGUUCCAUCACCUUGCCGUCAAUGGCACUGAAAAACAAUUAUUAACUAUUUUUUGUAUGUGUUGCUUCAUUGUGUUACCUUUUCUGUGGGAACAGGGCGCAACACAGAGGUGUGGCAAACACCAGGCUGUCAUUCAAAGAGAAGGCAUGUUUACUCUUCGACUCAAAACCAAAAUGUUGUCUGUUGUGUUUAAUUCAAGCUUUGACUUACCACAAGCCCACGAGCCCCACCUGGAUCGGGGCGUUGAGAAUAGGGAAGCGCUGCAGGGAGGCCACAACAUGUUAAGGUCGGAAUGUGGGAUGCCAUACUUCAACUCCCUGGUGGGACAGAAAGAGCAACCAUGUAAGGUUGAAAUGAAAAGGGAUGAACAGAUGGCAUGUGUAUGUCGCUAGCAUCAUUCUCUGGAAGCCCGUCAGCGUAACCAUGUGACAUCACCGCCCUGCGACGUCAACAACAAUGGCAACCAACUAGGGAGAUGACGAAUGGGGGCAGGCACCCCCACGUCCACAACGGGGGGUCCCACAGCUAUAUGCCGAGGAGGCAACAACAAGGACACAGACGGAGGUCCUCCUCUCCUGGAAUCAUCCUCAUCAGCGCGCCUAUACAGGACGGAGAUGACACAGCUGAAAUCCGCACGGUGACAGUAGACAGGACGGUGGAUGGACGUUUGGGUUUCAGUGUGCGAGGCGGAUCAGAACAUGGACUGGGGAUUUUUGUCAGCAAGGUGGAUGAGCACAGCUCAGCAGCUCGGGCCGGCCUGGCUGUGGGGGACCAGCUCGUGGAGGUGAACGGCGUGAGGCUGGAGAACAUCACCAUGAGCAGUGCUAUCAAGGUUCUGACGGGAAAUGUCCGUCUGAGGAUGGCAGUGAGGUCUGUGGGCAAAAUCCCGGGCAUACGCUACUCCGAGGAGAAGACUAUGUGGGUGGACCUGAUUCACCGGCGAAUGGUGGUGCAGGACAGUGGACAUGCGCCUUUGGAAGCCGGCCCAGACAGCGCCCUCCGCAGGACUGUUCAUCUCUUCACCACGUCCGAUGACUGCUACCUGGGCUUCAACAUCCGAGGAGGGCGAGAGUUUGGACUGGGAAUUUACGUGUCCAAGAUGGACCCAGGUGGCUUGGCGGAGCGGCAAGGCAUCAAAAUGGGAGAUCAGAUCCUGUCGGCCAACGGGGUCAGCUUCGAUGACAUCACACAUGGCGGCGCCGUGGAGGUCCUCAAGAGCAAUGCACAUGUCGUGUUAACCAUCAGGGAAGCUGGAAGAUAUCCUGCAUACAAGGAGAUGGUGGCCGAGUAUGGCUGGCUGGACAAAUGUUCCAACCAGUCGCCAUCAAGUUUCUCCAGAGGCUAUGACUCGCAAUCGUCCGUCUCGUCAUUGUCGUCUGGCACCCCUGUCGGCUCUUUCAGUGGUGUUUUCUCCAAGGGGGAGGCCCCAUGUGCCACCACCGUCCAGAUGGAGCUGCCCUCCAGCGCCACAAGCACGGUGGGCGCCACGCUGCUGCUCAAGGAUACGCUCAUACACGGGACAGCCGAAGAAGGUCAAAGGACCCCCAAGACCGACUUCUUCAUGGCCUUCAGUAACCCAAGCAAUGCCAUCGCGCGGUCACAGAGUCACAUAACUGUGUCAGAGGCGCAGACGAAGCAGCAGAAGAAGAAACUGCAGCAGAAGAAGAAAAACACAAACCAUGAAAGUCACAGCCCAGAAGAGAAACCCAAAUUGCGGCGCUCCAAAACCUUCGCAACUCCGUUUCGCAGGAAAGACAAUGAGAGAAGCGACUCCAAAGGUAGAGGUGAAGUUGCGCAGAUGAACUCCCCCAGGGAGGAGCAGUCGUCCCUGCAAGAUGUGACCGCGUGUAAUGAGCUGCUAGCACCCGAGCCGGAGGUUGUUGUCAGCAGAAACUGCAAACGGUUUUUGUGCGAAAAGAUUCUGGAAGAUCUUCUGCGUCCCCUCUUGGCCAUCUUGGAUAGGCCAGAGAAGAUUCUACUUCUCAGAGAAAUAAGGACACUGAUUCCUCCAAAUGAGUUGGCUCAUUUUGACACCCUGGUGAAGCCUUUGCAAAUGGAAGCCUAUGAUCUUCUCAAGAACUCACAUGUGCCUUCUCCAGCUGGCGGACGCUCCCCUCGCUGUGGAAACUCUCGAUGCCACCUUGUCACGGGACACACUGUAUCUCCGUCGCUGGUCUCCCGCCCCUUGCUGGACGUCCCCGUUGACACGUUCACCUCCUCCUCCUCUUCCUCUUCUACUUGCUCCAGCAUCCUCAGCGGAAGUCAAAGAGGUCGCUCUCCAACAAGGAGGAUGGCGAAUCCUCGUCGCCAACGCCUGCAGGACGAAGUCAACUUACGCCUACCGUCACCACGUCGGACCCCUUUGGGGGAUGUUUUUGAGACCCCCCCAAAUGUCACGCUUAAUGGACAGUUGUACACGCCUCACUUCCACAUCACCACUUUGAACAUCUCCAAAGCUAAACCGUCGCUGGGUAUGAGCAUCUCAGGCGGAAUUGAGUCAAGAGUUCAGCCCAUCAUCAAGAUUGAUAAAGUCUUUCCUGGGGGAGCGGCGUCAAUGAAUCCUGCCCUCAAGGCCGGCUACGAACUUCUACGUGUGGACGACGAGAGUUUGGAGGGCGUCACCCACCGGCAUGCUGUCGCCGCCAUUCGCCGCGCGUUCAGCAACAAGGCCAAAGACCCCAUGGUGCUGAGGGUCAAGAUACCCGCUGACAUCAAGUGA
This is a messenger RNA of Corythoichthys intestinalis (scribbled pipefish), 2861 nucleotides long. Its product is annotated as PDZ domain-containing protein 7-like. Gene Ontology annotation, cellular component: plasma membrane; stereocilium tip; cilium. Gene Ontology annotation, biological process: sensory perception of sound; auditory receptor cell stereocilium organization. Bases 618 to 2861 code for a protein of 747 amino acids. Lineage: Eukaryota; Metazoa; Chordata; Actinopteri; Syngnathiformes; Syngnathidae. The record is from RefSeq and is a predicted model, not a curated record. The transcript is spliced from 17 exons. Gene Ontology annotation, molecular function: protein binding.